Messenger RNA from Symbiodinium necroappetens, 2035 nucleotides. NCBI's taxonomy places the organism in Eukaryota, Dinophyceae, Suessiales, Symbiodiniaceae. The record is from the annotation of a GenBank genome assembly.
AUGACAGACUCAACCUCGGAAAGUUCAGACGAAACUUCCGAGAUUUCAGCUACUUUGUCCAGUCGUUCUGAUGUUGCUCGGUCGAUAUGGCAACGAUGGCGGCCUGGACAAUACUUUGCGGUCUGCAUCGUGACCGGCGCAGCUACAGCUUUGCUGUUCCCCCAGCAGCAUUCUGAACUCGUCGGCGGCAUUGUUACUGACCCAUGCCGUGAUUUCCUGGGCAUGUUUUUCUUCUGCGGGCUGAUGCUGACUAGUCUUGCAGCUGGUUGUGCGGCGGCCUUCCUGGGAAAAAGGGCUGCUGCCUCAGCUCACGCAAGGUCAGCUUGUGGUUAUGCUGUCGUGAACUGGUUGCAAGCCAUACUGAGCUCAGUGAGCUUGCACACAGUGAACACCGAUUGUAUGUACGGUGUCGUGCAAGAGCAUCAGUAUGCACCUCUCGUACUAUGCAGACUGGGGCUCUACGUAACGGGCUCCUUCUGGAUACAGCUGCUUAUAGCUUCGAGACUCGAGCUCCUAGAGAAGUCCUCCCAUCGGAAAUUCCGGAGUGGAUGCAUGCGGAAGCUCAUCUUUGUGCAACAGGCGGCCUGUGCCACGGUGAUUGCAACCUCGGCAGUUUGCUGUCUUGCUGCAGGGAUGUCUUGGACUUCGGAUGGGGUGCUACACAUCAUCAUCUGGGGAGUGUCCCUGACCAUGUCUUGCAACGUGGCGGCGAGCUUCGUGGCAAUCUGCUCGCUGAUCCAGUGCUUCCUGGAGAUGAGAAGGGUUUUGCACGCGGCAGAGCUCAAAGACACUCCCGUUGCUGCGUUGUCCGCUUUAAGACAGGCCCGAAGGUUUGCUGCCCUGCAAGUGAUGGGCGUAAGCUUCCGCAUCGUUUUUACGAUCUUGGUAGUUCCAGCAGCCAUCUUGGGCUACCGGGACAUCCAGCUCCAGGUUGAGCUUGUCUGGGUCAUCUUCUUCGUCCAGGCACUCUAUUUCCUCGGGAACGCCGGCGCCGUGCUCUUUCUCUCUGGCAGCCACCGUCUACCAAAGGUCGAGAUGGGCCACGGACAGUGUGGCUUUUUUUGCUGCCCUGAGCCCAAGGCCUCUGCGAAUGCCCAAAAGGCAGAGCCCAAAGACAGCGAGUGGAGCCCCGGGUGGCUGGCAAAAGUGGAAGAGCUCUCACUGCGGGGCAUGACCUUACGCAGCCUACUUCAUUUCUACCAAGACCAGCUUCCUUACAUGGACUGGCAGUAUGUGCCCAGCGUGCACAAGACCAGAGACGUCGUCCGCAGGGCGAUCAUCCCCCUGACCUCAGAGGAAGAGUGCGCCUACGCAGUCUCGAGUCUGAACAAGGACGGUGCUCAGAGGGCCGGUGUUAUGGUGACCCACAACUGGGGCAACUCUUUUAAGGACUUGCUGGCAGCUGUGAUCUCCGAUGCUCUUAAGGAGUGCAGCUUUAACCUGGCAGCAAAGUUGCUGGAGAAAGACAGCAUCCUCCUGUAUGAGAUGUUGGCUCAGAGCGGUCGCUUGGAUGACACCUAUUGGGUUUGUGCGUUUGCGGUGAACCAGCACAUCACGAUAUGCCACACCAAUUAUUACGACCGCGAUCCGCUUACAGAUGAGCUGCAUCCAGUGUGCAGCUGCAGCAGCACGAACGUCCGCGAUCUAGAUGGACGAAAUGCCCUUUCAGAGAUCAACAAGUUCGAUGACAUGAUGUAUCACCUUGCAGCAACUGGAGGUUGCAGGCAGGUCAUUGCAGUUGAUCAAUCUCUUGAUCUAUUCAAUCGCGCCUGGUGUGUCGCUGAAAUUGCAGAGGCCAGCCGUCUGCAAAUGAAGCAGUCGUUGAAGCUUGCGUCCAAGGAGACAAUUUUGCGGUGCGCAUGCAGUCUAGAAAACCUAGACGUCCGUUGCAUGCGCGCAUCUUGCGAGACGGACAAGGCGCGCAUACUCAACAAGAUCAAUAGCAGUACGAAUAUCGACCAGUUCAACACCGAGCUGCAAUCUCUGAUUUUCGACCCGAAGUCGGGCCUUCUGGCAUCCUGGCAUGCCAUGGACA